CUGAUUUAACCUAUAAAUGUAACUGUCAAAGUAAUGAUUGAUGUUAAAGUACAAAACACGAAUAAAAAUGUAAAUAGAUAAUAAUUUAGCACAGAUAUCUUUUUGUAACAAUAUGGUGUUGAUGUUACUUCCAUUAAUUACAAGAAAGGUUAAUUUAAACCAUAUUUAUAAGAAAAUGAGUUCCAAUACAGUUAGUCGAUUAUUAGGAAAAGUGGCUGUAGUAACUGCAUCGACUGAUGGAAUAGGUUACGCAAUAGCUCAAAAACUGGGACAUGAGGGGGCUAAAGUAGUUAUAUGCAGUAGAAAGCCAGAGAAUGUUUCGAAAGCCAUUACUAAGUUACAGAAAGAAUGUAUUGACGUUUCUGGAAUACCUUGCAAUGUUUCAAAAGCAGAGGAAAGAAGUAAACUUAUUGAUGAAGCUGUAAAAAAAUAUGGAAAAAUUGAUAUACUUGUAUGCAAUGCAGGUACAAAUUUAUGCUUUGGUCCUUUAUUUGAAUGCAAAGAAAAGGCAUGGGAUAAAAUAUUUGAACUUAAUGUUAAAUCUACUUUUUUUCUAAUCCAAGAAAUUUUGCCACACUUAAAAAAAUCUGGCAAUGGGAGGAUAGUUAUAGUGUCUUCAAUUGCUGGCUAUGUGNAUUACAUCAUCCAUAUACUUUUUUUAAAUAGAUUUGGUGAAUCGUCUGAAGUAGCUGCAACUGUGGCAUUUCUAGCUUCUAAUGACGCUAGUUAUAUUACUGGAGAAACAAUUGUUGUUGCAGGUGGAAUGCCAUCUAGAUUAUAAAUAUACCUAUUAAAAAAAAGUGUUGGUGGCAUUUAGUAACUUUCAGGGAACGUAUUGAAAAUUGUCUUAGUAGG
Molecule: messenger RNA, 855 nt
Organism: Agrilus planipennis (emerald ash borer)
Lineage: Eukaryota; Metazoa; Arthropoda; Insecta; Coleoptera; Buprestidae
Gene: Dhrs4
Product: dehydrogenase/reductase SDR family member 4
Exons: 5
Coding region: 113-781 (222 amino acids)
Source: RefSeq, a predicted model, not a curated record